AUGGCUUCACUCAAUCAAGAUGUCGAGAUCGACAUGCCCACGGCGCAGACCAAGAAGUCGAAGUCGGAGAUGAAAAAAGAAGCCAGGCGUCAAAUCCACGAGGCCAACAUGGAUUGGCUGACCAAGCAGUGGCAAGGGCCAGACUGGUACCCUACCCUGCUGCAGCCUUCGAAACCUUGCCGGAGUGUUGUUAGAGGCCUGGUGAACAUCACCGAGAGGGCCAUGGCCAGAAACAUUCCUUUGUCCUCUCUCUGGGAGCCCGACGGAUGUCUCAGAAGUGUUGUCGACCAAGACCUGGCCACCAGGAAAGCAAGCCGCAAAGCAAGGGCCGGGCAUCCACAAUCUGGGCGCCUUACCAAGAACAUGGUGAGCGACGCAAGCAAGAAUAUGAGUUCAUCAAAGGCGGGGAUGGAAAAUGAUUGCAGUUCAUCCUCGGGUUCCACAACAGGUGAUGACUCUGAAGUGGAAGCACCAGAGAAAAGUAACGCGGUUUCGCGAUUGAGUACUUCUACCUUUGAUUCAUCAGCCAAGCAGCAACUCCCACCUCCACUCCACGAUACGGUCGCAUCCACAGAAGAUGAACUACAAAAUUCACCACGAGGUAUGAAGCGGCCCUUGGAAGACAACGAAGACGAAGCUUUGAAUCCACCCAUGUCGAAGAGUCAGCGAGUGGCCUUGGAGAAGGUGCUUGGAAUUUUGAGCCCUGAACAGAUCGAAAUCGUUCACCGCAAGUGGACCGCCGAACUUGAUACCGUCCUUGCAGCCAAAAAUGCAGCUGAGAAGGGGUUGCUGGACCUGAUGUAUGGCAAGGGCUCAAGGGCAGUCAGCGAAGCAGAAAGGGUACAGGCUCGUCUUCGGAAACGUGAAGCCGAAGAGGCUUUCAACCAAGCUUAUCAGAUACUCCAUCGUCCAAUUCAACUCAUGGAAGCGACGAGGGAUAUCAAGAAGACCUUUGAUGCUCGCGCUCGAUGUGCACUCAAGCUUGAGCGGGCUCAGAAAGAAGUCCAGGUUGCCAAGAGCAGAAUGGAGCAGGCGCAAGCGAACCACGAGGCGGCUUUAAAGUCAAACUUCAUGGGGGAUUGUGACUUUCAGGCAACUUUGGAAGUUCUUGAAGGGUCUGGCGAGGAUGGAGGACAGUGA
This is a messenger RNA of Fusarium tjaetaba, 1140 nucleotides long. RefSeq lists its product as uncharacterized. NCBI's taxonomy places the organism in Eukaryota, Fungi, Ascomycota, Sordariomycetes, Hypocreales, Nectriaceae. Bases 1 to 1140 code for a protein of 379 amino acids. The record is from RefSeq and is a predicted model, not a curated record. The transcript has 2 exons.